AUAAGUUUAAAAAUAAAAAUACACUUUUUUUGCAUCUCAAUACUAAUAAAAUGAUAAUAAAAUUAUUCAUAUAUACUUAUUUUUUUGUUUCCUUUCCUUUCCUCCUCUCUUGAAAGUUGAACCAAACAAAUUCCUCCCCUCCCCUCGCCUAGCGUAGCCUGUAAUGGCAUACAGGGUAUUAAUGUAGAACCAUCAAAGUCUAGUGUUCCUUAAUCCACUGCAACCCCUCGCAUCAAUCACCUUGUUGGAAUCUCCGUAGACCUUACCAGGGUAAAGAUACGAUGUCCUAAACUUCUACCAGCUUUCAGUUUUCGUAAUACUGUUGCCAAACUUGUCAGAUAGCCUUCUCUAACUGGAUUGCCAAGAAAGAAAGAGCAGCUUUCAAAAAUUUUGGCCUGCAUUGAUGUUAGAAGCCUUGAGGAGGGAGCAUUUUUUUCCUCAAAGAAAUUCUGCUUUACCAAUGUAAGCUUUGUAAUAUAUAUAUUGUAUGCCACCGAUGAGUACUGAUUCUCUGAGAAAAUGAUUAGACAUGUUAAUCAUUCCUGGGGGUAAGUUUCAAGGAACGCUAUUACCAUACCUAUGCGGCCAGUGAUCACCUUUAAUAGCAUAUGGCAGCUCUCACUCCUGAAAGUUCAAAUAUUAGAGCAGAGUGUCAUGCACUAACUCCACCGAAAGUUUUGAGGGGUCUGGUGUGUCUAGUGGUGUUGUUUUCUACUGCAUUUAUAAUGUUAGUGUACCCUGGCUUUACUAGUGCUGUUAUAGUGCAACUAUUUAGCAUACAUUACAGUAGAAAGGCAACUUCCUUUUUCUUUGGUGCUUCGCUAGCCCUGUGGCCUUUCCUAUUUGAGAAGAUAAACAAGACUAAAGUCACAUUUUCUGGAGACAUUGUGGCAUCCAAAGAACGGAUCUUGCUGAUUGCAAAUCAUAGAACUGAAAUUGAUUGGAUGUAUUUAUGGGACCUUGCCUUGCGGAAGGGAUGCCUUGGAUACAUAAAAUAUGUACUUAAGAGCAGCUUGAUGAGAUUCCCUAUAUUUUGUUGGGCAUUUCACAUGCUGGAAUUCAUCCCGGUGGAAAGGAAGUGGGAGGUUGAUAAAUCAACCAUGCAAAGCAUGCUCUCUACUUUCAAGGAUCCUCAAGACCCACUUUGGCUUGCUCUCUUCCCAGAAGGCACUGAUUUUACUGAGAAGAAGUAUGAUCGGAGUAAAAAAUAUGCUGCUGAACACGGGUUACCCAUUCUGAAACAUGUUUUGCUUCCAAGGACAAAGGGCUUCUGCACUUGCUUGCAGGCAGGAAAAGACAAGUACAAGACAACAGAAUUCUCCCAGGUUCAAGUGAGUGUAGAAAGACAAAAGCUCACAAGUCUCUAAAAUAUGUAUUGGGUACAAGCCAAAAUAAGGAAGAGCAAGACAGUGACGAGUGGCAAGCACUGGAAAAUUGGUUCUGGCCUAUUACAAUCCCUACCGUUCUCUUUUUUCUUUUGAUAUGAUGUUUUGAGAGACUUGAGCAUCUGACGAAGCAGUAAUAUCUGCUUUAUAUCCUUCAGCGUGUAUAGUAAAUAACAAAUGUGUUAGUUCAUGAAUUUGCCACUUAAGGGCUACAUAUCUGGAAUUGCAAAUUAUGGUGUCUUUUUUCUUUUCUUUUCUUUUUCACAAUAAAGCAACAUAUGCAACCUCCUAUCUGCACUUUACGAAAUUAGGAGAAAAUAAUAGUGCACAUAUUUUGAGUUGCCGAUUCUAACGGUACUUUCUAUUUGAUGAGGAACCGUGGAAACAUGUCUAUAUAUUCAACAGUUUCUCUUACUCAUAAACAGUUCUAAAGUAAUUAAUUUCAAGUUUCUUAUCAUGUUUUGACCAUAGUUUAUGAUGUGACCAUCGGCUACAACUACCGCUGCCCAUCUUUUCUGGACAAUGUAUUCGGAGUGGAUCCUUCUGAAGUUCACAUCCAUGUCAGCAGAAUCUCCCUUGACAGUAUCCCAGAAUCUGAAGAUGAAAUGUUGUCAUGGCUGAUAGAAACGUUCCAGAUUAAGGACCAAUUGCUGUCAAAUUUUUAUAGCCAAGGUCAGUUCCCUAAUCAAGGAACAAAAAAGGAGCUAUCUGAUGUGGAGAGUAUUUUGAACUUCAUGGCGGUUAUUAUGGUAUCUGGGACAUGCAUGUUCUAUAUUCUCUCUUCCGUCUGGUUCAAAAUCCAUGUUUCUCUAGUAUGUGCUUGUUUGGGAGCUACCAAUUUAAAUGAUCGGCCUUAUCCAUUUAUUUGAGAUCAUUCUAUGAUUUUGUUGUUGUAAUUUGAAAAUUGUACUAUUAUUGCAUGCAAUUUCAUCUUAUGUCUUACAAGUUGAUAUAAAAGUGAUAGCCUGAUAGGAUGAAAUAAUCUGAAAAAGUGC
This is a messenger RNA of Prosopis cineraria, 2380 nucleotides long. RefSeq names its product probable 1-acyl-sn-glycerol-3-phosphate acyltransferase 5. The coding region runs from base 609 to 1367 and encodes 252 amino acids. The transcript is spliced from 4 exons. The record is from RefSeq and is a predicted model, not a curated record. Lineage: Eukaryota; Viridiplantae; Streptophyta; Magnoliopsida; Fabales; Fabaceae. Gene Ontology annotation, molecular function: acyltransferase activity. Gene Ontology annotation, cellular component: endomembrane system.